GGCGGGCGUGUUUUGAAGAACGGACGUUUCCCUAGGCACCGCCGGUAUAAUGCGGAGUAAGCACAGAAAAAAAGCGGACUGGAAGAAACAUUGUUGAUUCACUCAAAAUUCAGCAACAAGAAGGCCACAACUUUACAGACAGUUCGGAUGCCAAGGAGUAAUGUUUUGGACAGAGUACAGAGCUUUCUACCACAGAUGGCACAUGCAAAUGAUGAGCUAAGAAGAAGAAUGGUAACAGCACCAGCUCAUCAGUUUGAUAUUGAAAAUCUAGACAGUGCAACAGAAAAAGUUAUAGAAAUGAACGUGGCUUUAGUUGAAUUGAGUGGUUCUGAUACGGACGAAGACAUAUCAAUCUCAGAAGAUGACUCAGAAUCUGAAGAUGACUGUACAACUGAUGAAGUGACAAUAGACAACAUUAAGUUUCCUAAACAAAAGGGAGAAAAGGGCAAAAUAGAAAUUUUGGACAGCAAAGUGAAUGAGUAAAUCCUUUUGUGUUUUACUUUUUUUUUUUUUUGAACAAAUCAUGCUUUGUGACUUUGAAGACUUGACCUUUAAACUACCUUGUUUCCCAGUGCGACAUCCACCAGGAUCAUGGGAAACGCUGUAGUUUAUAUGGUUGAGAAUGUGGUGUCCAAACACUUGGACGAUUGUUUUCUUGUAGUUCUGAGGCAAACUACACCUCUGAAGAAUUACUGUCUUAUUCCUCAAAUGACAUGGAAGUGAGCUUCACCAGGAAGUCAGACUAAGAAAGCAGCUGGAAGUGAGGUACUUGAGCAGAAAAGUAUGCUGCAGAGCUAGUUAAGAAGUAGAAUCCUUGGCCUGUUGCCUUGUUGGAAAAGGUCUCUGGAGUGUGGUAGAAAGAGCGUUUGCCUAAAGGAGAGAGAGGAGAUAACUAAGAGAAAAGCUUUGUUUUCUAAAUUCAGUGUCCUCUGAAGUGAAAUGUUAUGUACAUGUCUUCAAUAUUAAACAUUAUUUUAAAGUACAUUUGAGGUAUGUCUCCGUUGCAGUCAUGAUAGUAACUGCUGUACACUGAAGCAGUGACUGAGGUCAUUUCAGGAUAAGGUGACAUGGGUGAGGGCAGCAUUUUAACCAGCCAUGACUCAAGAGAAAGUUCAGCGAACUCUCUUGGUUUUCUUGGCCUGCACUGAGCUUUGUAUUGCUACGGGUAGAUUGCUGCUAUUCCCUAAACUAGCUUGUAUCAGCAAUAAUGUUUGUGGCUGUAGUGUAGAUACCCUCAGAGCUUAAAGGGUCAAGUCUAUCUCUGUGGUGUUGCAAUUGCUUUAAACCUCACUUCUCAUCUCCCACUUUCCCUGCCAUAUACUUCCGUCCUCUCAAUUUUGUUGAUAAUUGUCCUUUCCAGAAGAAUAAAAAGACCUGUAUUUAGAUUAGCUUGAAACAGUUGUGGAAUCAUAGUCAGUGAGAGUAUGUGUCAUUCAUGCUUACCUCAGAUUGAUAAAAAGCAAUGAUUUGGACUGUUGUAUUUACCUUAGAGAUCGUUUUGCAUUUCAGAAGUAUCUGUGAUGCUCCUGGACAUCAUCAUUUGUUUCUUAAAGGAACUUUGUAUUUUCUACACCAUUAAAAUAAGAAUUUCUAUAC
This is a messenger RNA of Struthio camelus australis, 1596 nucleotides long. The record is from RefSeq and is a predicted model, not a curated record. Lineage: Eukaryota; Metazoa; Chordata; Aves; Struthioniformes; Struthionidae.